Molecule: messenger RNA, 2360 nt
Organism: Phalaenopsis equestris
Lineage: Eukaryota; Viridiplantae; Streptophyta; Magnoliopsida; Asparagales; Orchidaceae
Product: CTP synthase-like
Exons: 25
Coding region: 226-2193 (655 amino acids)
Biological process (GO): pyrimidine nucleobase biosynthetic process; CTP biosynthetic process
Molecular function (GO): identical protein binding; CTP synthase activity
Source: RefSeq, a predicted model, not a curated record
UGCCUUGAGCCAUUAUUACAAACUCUUGCCAACUCCACCGUAGCUCUUCGGGGGAAGUGCCAUUUUUCUCCGUGCGUCUCCUCUCCCGGCCUGGCUCCUGUUAAAGGUUUCUCUUCUCCGGCUAGCUUCGCUUUGAAGACCCAUAUAAGCGUUAGUUCUUCUUCCAAGAACCCGCUGGCCUCAGUCUGCUUUCGGCGACUUCCACUGCUCUGGCGAAGCUUUUAGAUGCUAUCCAAUGGAGCUGGCUUCUCCAAAGGGGCGCUACUACUCCUACAAAAUGGAAUAAGAGAAGUCUUUUCCUUCCCACUCCCUAAAUUCAUUUCUUCACAAAGCUUGUUUUUUCCGUGGCAUUCUACUCAACUCAGGCGGUUUGUGGCAGUGGUAAAAAUUGUGGGAGGUGGAGGUUUUCAGAAAAAAAGGGCUACAUAUUCUCAAAUGAUGACAACUGAUGCACAAUUAUCGGUGACAAAACAAACAAAGAAACAAAUGAAGUAUGUGCUUGUGACUGGUGGAGUGGUAAGCGGCUUAGGGAAGGGAGUAACAGCAAGCAGCAUUGGCGUCGUGCUCAAAUCAUGCGGGCUUCGUGUGACCUCAAUAAAAAUAGACCCAUAUUUGAACACUGAUGCAGGGACCAUGUCUCCUUUUGAACAUGGGGAGGCAUUGUUUGAUGCUCUAAGGGUUUUAUCUAACAAUUUGUUAUGUCUUGCUUUGUUCAUGGUUGAUUUAGACUUGGGUAACUAUGAACGAUUCUUGGAUAUUACACUAACCAAGGACAACAACAUCACUACAGGGAAGAUAUAUCAGUCUGUUAUCAACAAGGAAAGACGUGGCGACUAUCUUGGAAAGACUGUUCAGGUCGUGCCUCACAUAACUGAUGCGAUAAAAAAUCGGAUUGAAUCAGUAUCAUCUAUCCCUGUUGAUGGAAAGGAUGACCUUGCGGAUGUAUGUGUAAUUGAGUUGGGGGGAACUGUAGGUGAUAUUGAAUCAAUGCCUUUUAUUGAAGCCCUGCGUCAACUGUCAUUCUCUCUUGGAAAAGAAAACUUCUGCCUGGUUCAUGUCAGCCUUGUACCGGUACUUGGUGCUGUUGGUGAGCAGAAAACGAAACCUACGCAGCAUAGUGUUCGAGAAUUGAGGGCAUUGGGUUUGACUCCUGACCUACUAGCAUGUCGUUCAGAUCAGCCUUUAACGGAAGGUACAAAGGAAAAACUAUCUCAAUUUUGUCACGUACCGGUUUCUAACAUUCUCAAUAUCCAUGACGUUCCAAACAUCUGGCAUGUUCCACUAAUACUUAGGAAACAAAAUGCUCAUAAAGCUAUCUUAAAGCAGCUAAAUUAUCUCAGCAUUGCUAGCGCCCCAGAUCUUCAGAACUGGACAAAUAUGGCAGAGUCAUAUGACAACCUCACUAAUUCUGUUAAAAUUGCUAUGGUCGGGAAGUAUACUGGACUGAAGGAUUCUUACCUAUCUGUUGUUAAGGCUCUUUUACAUGCUUGUGUUGCUUGCUCUUUGAGACCGUCGGUUCAAUGGAUCGCAGCUUCAGAUCUUGAAGAAGAAAGUGCGAAAUUGGCACCACAAGCACAUGAUACCGCAUGGGAAACCCUCAGAAGCUGUUCAUGCGUUUUGGUUCCUGGUGGUUUUGGUGACCGCGGAGUGCCAGGAAUGAUUUUGGCUGCUAGAUAUGCUCGGGAGAAUAAUAUUCCAUACCUUGGUAUAUGUUUGGGGAUGCAAAUUUCGGUUAUUGAGUUUUCUAGAUCUGUUUUAGGGAUGGGAAGAGCAAAUAGUGAGGAAUUUGAUCCUCAUACGCCUUACCCUGUUGUGCUCUUCAUGCCUGAGGGUUCCAGAACACACAUGGGAAGCACAAUGAGACUUGGUUCGCGGAGAACCUUCUUUCAAGAUUCCACUUGCAUUUCUUCAAAGCUAUAUGGGAACUCCUCAUUUGUGGAUGAACGUCAUCGUCACAGAUACGAGGUAAAUCCAGAUAUGGUAGGAAAACUGGAAAUCGCCGGCUUAAAAUUUGUGGGAAGUGAUGAAAGUGGAAAGAGAAUGGAGAUUCUUGAGUUAGCCGGCCAUCCCUACUACAUUGGCGUGCAGUUUCAUCCUGAAUUCAAAUCAAGACCUGGGAAACCUACCGCUGUGUUUUUAGGGCUUAUAUUAGCUGCUACAGGACAAUUGCAAGCUCAUCUGAACAAGGUUUAGUGUAAUAUUUCUAUCUCCAAUGUCACUUCCUGAGAUUUAUAUGCAUAUUUCAGGUAUUAUUACAUAAAAUCAAUUUAUUUGUUCCCCUACUUUGGUUGUUGAAUUUUCAUGCGUAUUCAAUUAUUCUUUUGCAGCAUGUAAUAGAUUUAUUUUCAUUUAUCCAUUAU